UAUAGGAAAGUAACAUGCCUAUUCAUGAACUCAUGGUUAUGUAUGGAUAUUCAAAAAAUACUCCUCCGGAAACCAAUAUAAGAAAGAAAAAGAAGAAGAAGAAGAAGAGCUCGUCAAAGAAAAGUAAAGAUAAAAAAAGAAAGAAAAAGCUUUCAACUUCAUCUGAUGGUGUUGCAGAGAAAAAAUCUAAAUCAACUGAUAAGCAAAGUUUAGUAGAAGAAAACGCUGGUGAUUCAUCAAAUAAAAUCGCAGAAGAAACUACAAAGGAAAAUGGAGGUGUUAAGGAUGCUAAACAAUCUGAUGAUGCAUCUAAGUUAUUAGACUUAUAUAUGGCUGAACUUGAAGUUAAAACUAGGUCAGUAGCAGAGUUGGUUCAUUUUUAUUAUUUCUGGAAAAAAAGUGAUAGGCAUGAUCAAUUUGAAAGAAAACAAGUUUCAAUGCGUCCAGAAAUGAAGCAGUGGCAACAUUGGGAGUCAGAAGAAGAUCAAGAUAGUGAUUUUGAUUCAAGUAUAUUUCCAGAUAAUAGCCAUGAUGAUAGUGAGGAUAGCUUGAACGCUGCUGAAAAUAAAGCACAAAUGAAGUGUUUAAUUUAUGCUGAUCGCAAAAGACAAAUUGAGAAUUAAUAAUUCAUCCAAAAAUUGUGUUAUGUCGUCAAAUUUAAUACAAUGUAAUAGUUCUUCAUUAUUACAUAAUGCCUGUCACUCGGAAACUGUUUGAGAAAUCCACAGAUAUUGCAUAAUUACCUGUUCAAGUUACAUUUGGAAAUAGAUACUUCAAUAAUAGUUAUUCUCAAAUAUCAGAUUAACUUAAAGUCUUCAUGAUAAAUGAUAUUUUAAUUUCAGCCAUGGUGAUACAGGUUUGCAUAAAAUACAAAAUUGAUCUUAGAACAUAAUUUAACUAACAUAUUUAUAUAGUA
This is a messenger RNA of Diuraphis noxia (Russian wheat aphid), 916 nucleotides long. RefSeq names its product mesoderm induction early response protein 1-like. Gene Ontology annotation, cellular component: nucleoplasm. Lineage: Eukaryota; Metazoa; Arthropoda; Insecta; Hemiptera; Aphididae. Gene Ontology annotation, biological process: negative regulation of transcription by RNA polymerase II. The record is from RefSeq and is a predicted model, not a curated record. Gene Ontology annotation, molecular function: transcription corepressor activity; histone deacetylase binding.